AUGUGGCUCAACUCCUCCGAAGAUGCUGGAAAAAGUGACUGUGAGACAGACUUCAUCCAAGUUUGCAACAACGUCACAAGCCGAUUCCAAACUUUGUCAAGCCAGAUGAUAUCCAUCGAAGAGGAGUUAAAGCUUUCUCAAGACAAUCUAAUGCUUGCUAAUGUCAUACGAAAGAUACAAGAUGAGGAGCGGGAGCAUCUUCGACUUGUAAUCGCUCUGCAAGUUGAAAGGAAACGGUUAGAUUUACUAAGGCUCACAGCUGACAAAGCCACGAAAUCCCACAACGAACAUGGUGAGCAACAUCGAUGUACAUGCAGUGCCAAGACGGAGGAGCAAAUCGAGGACUUGCAGGAUUUGAUUUGCAUUCAAGAAGACAAGGUCAAGUGGAUGAAACAGCAAACGCUGAACAGUGAAUCUAAAAUCAACGAGCUUCUCGAUGAAGUGCGAUACUGGGAAGUGGACAAGGAAAUGAUUUAA
Molecule: messenger RNA, 477 nt
Organism: Guillardia theta CCMP2712
Lineage: Eukaryota; Cryptophyceae; Pyrenomonadales; Geminigeraceae
Exons: 1
Coding region: 1-477 (158 amino acids)
Source: RefSeq, a predicted model, not a curated record